UGUCAGUGUCAGUGGCAGUGGGGGAUUCUCUUUCUCCUGCCAGUUGGAGACUUAUGCUCAUGCCGGUAUAUGUGAUAUGUUCUCACUUUUCAUUGUGUUUCCUACCCGUUGAAAUCAAACCACCACGAAAUUUCCAAGGACUCAAUUUUAAAGCGUCAAAAAAGUCCGGAAAUCAGACAGAUUGCGGGCAUCAAUUAUUCCCUGAGCGUCGCAGAGGUCUUUUGCAUAAUGGAUAACGUCUCUGUGUCGAAGGGAGUAUUUGCGUACAAAGGCAAUUAUAGAAUUGGCCAAAAGAAACGAAAAAUCAAUGAUGAUGUGCCAAUUGAUGAGCCCUGGUACGAGGCGUACACAGAUGCUUGGUCCAUUAUAAAAAAUGCAGCAGAGGAGAUCAACGUCAAUAUGUUCAGGCAAAUUCUCUCAGAUUUCCAAUCUUAUGUAUCUGAUUUAAAUCACACGAGAGAAGAUAAUUUUCUAGGAGAAAUUGCAACCGCUAUUUUAUUAACAGGUGUGAAUCUGCCUGAUCACGACGUUUUAUUCAGCAAAUUAGCGUCAAAGAUAUCCACGAUAACAGAGCACAUCGCAAUAAUUCCAUCGAGAGACUCGGGAAAUAUGAAAAGCUUAACCGAGGAGACUGUCUUUCAGCUGAUUAAUAAAUCCAGUGAGAAGGAGCGUCCAGAGAUACGAAGAAAUCAAUGCACAUUUAGAGCUCUCGAGUGGUGGUACAAACAGAAACACAAUGAAGACCCUCCACUAGUGGUUAUCAUACCGGACUUUGAAAGCUUCAAUCCUAUUGUACUGCGGGAUUUUAUCCUCGUGCUGAGCUCGUACUCAAGGACCAUAAAAUUCAUUCUCGUAUUCGGGGUUGCUACAACUUUACAUGCCGUCCACAGAUCUCUCUCCUAUGAUGUUACGUCAAAGUUACGUGUAAAGGUUUUCCACACACAAACGCAGAUUACGAGUUUAUCGGAUGUUCUUGAGGGUACUGUGUUAUCCGGUAAAACAUCGUUUAUGUUGACGGGCAGAGCAUUUCAAUUGCUGACGGAUAUAUUUCUAUUUUACGAUUUCUCGGUUCAUGGAUUUCUCCAAGGAUACAAGUUAUGCAUGAUUCAACAUUUUUAUGGCAACAACCUAACAGCACUGUGCUGCAAUUCUCAAGACAUUGAUAAACGAAUGGCGAGCCUCAACGAGGAAGACAUAAAAGAAUUGAGGAAACUCCCAUCAAUAGUCAAGUACAUCGACAAGUUGAAAAAGGAUAGAAACAGUGAUAUGAACGAGGAGGAGUUUAAAAACAUCAUUGGAAAACUUUUGAGGGAGUUUCAUAAUGCCAUGAGUGGAUUUUUUACCAUCCUCAAGUGCCUUCAUUCACUGACUCACUCACUUCCCGGUGCACCACUGGGAAAACAACUUCGGGAAAUUUAUGCUAACGCCGUCACCUGCGACAUUGUGGAGACACAGGAGUACAAAGAGUCCCUGCAACUCCUGGGGUUUCUCUCCAAGACUGAGCUGUUGGAGAAACUGAGGGAAAUUUUGGAAAUUGUGGGGAAUGGCGAGGUGUUCGAGUUGAAUGAGAUUCGAAAGAAGCUUGAGAGACACUUGGAGAUUAUUGAGCAGGCCAGCCUUGAGGUGGAGGAAUCUACGCAGACCGUCAGCAUGAGUGACAAACUCAACAGACAGCAGUUCAAAGAGAAAUUACUCAAGAUGUCCCAGCAGCAAUCCAGGUCACCCUACAAACAAGCUCAAAUUGAUCUGAUGGAGUACCUAGACCACGAUGUAUUCGCCCCGUACUUGGUAAAUCCGAAUCGCCUGGCAACCAGUGAAAUAUUCUGUUUCAGUGAUGCUAAUGCAGCCAAGCAUCAUCUCAGAGGUUCUCUCAGAGCAGCUGUACACACAGGGCUGAACGAUCCUCAGGUUUACCUGAAUUGUGGUUGCUGUAAAUUAGAGAACGAGGAGACGAUUCAGCAGACUCUACCUGACACCAGUAUUAUUUACAAGCUGCAUUUGGAGUCCAGGAAACUGAUCAAUAUGUACGACUGGCUGCAGGCUUUCCUCACAAUCGUCAGUCCCAAGGACGAUGCCGAGGAGCAGAGGGAGAUUGAUCCAAAAAUGCAAGCGCGCUUCACUCGAGCAGUUGCAGAGCUUCAGUUUCUCGGAUUCAUCAAGUCAUCGCGUCGAAAGACAGAUCAUGUCAAACGUCUCACAUAAUUAUCCAACAUUGUACUGUCUUGCGCCUUUUUCAUGCAUUUUUAUUAAAUAAAAA
Fopius arisanus is the source of this 2257-nucleotide messenger RNA. It is a transcript of the gene Orc3, whose product is annotated as origin recognition complex subunit 3. Gene Ontology annotation, molecular function: DNA replication origin binding. The transcript is spliced from 13 exons. Gene Ontology annotation, biological process: DNA replication initiation; DNA replication. The record is from RefSeq and is a predicted model, not a curated record. Lineage: Eukaryota; Metazoa; Arthropoda; Insecta; Hymenoptera; Braconidae. Gene Ontology annotation, cellular component: nuclear origin of replication recognition complex; nuclear pre-replicative complex; DNA replication preinitiation complex. The coding region runs from base 229 to 2202 and encodes 657 amino acids.